CAUUUUCGGCCACUAGAGAUGACGGGCACAAUCCAAGCAUGAGGCCAUGAUCACUUCGGCUUGAUUGAUCCUCCGAAUGCGGUAACUGAACUCUCCGUCUUGGCUUCCCUAAUGUCGCAUUCGUCUUCGAUGCUACUGCCUGUCUCGGAUUUUGGGGUUAACACGUGAAGAAAGCCGGUGUUCAAAGCAGCCCUCGCCAGCUAUUUAACACUCAACAUCAACAUAUCAAUUCAUCUCAGGCAUUGAUAUUCCAAGCUACACUACGACACCGGACUCACCCACUCACCUCACCACCUGAAGUCAAACCGCGAACGCCUUCACAACCAUCACCAUGGCCUCAACCCUCCUUAUCGGCAGCACCGGCCUGGUCGGCUCCUACAUCCUCUCGACGCUGCUGGCCGACAGCUCCGUCACCGCCGUGCACACGGUCUCGCGGCGGGCGCCCAAGUCAGCCGGCCCGACACUGCACGCCACGGUCGAGGCCGACACGACGCAGUGGGCCGCCAAGCUCGCCAGCAUCAAGCCCACGCCCUCAACCGUCUACUCAUCGCUCGGCACCACCCGCGCCCAGGCCGGCGGCAUCGCCAACCAGUGGAAGAUCGACCACGACCUGAACGUGGAGCUGGCGCAGACGGCCAAAGCCGCCGGCGUGCGCCACUUUGUCUUCGUCUCGAGCGCUGGGACCAGGGGAUUGCUGAGCAGCUCGGUGCCGUACAGCAAGAUGAAGCGGGGCGUGGAGGAUACGAUUCAGCGGCUUGGGUUUGAGACGGCCAUCAUCCUGCGGCCGGGGCUGAUCGUGGGCGAGCGGGAGGUGCCGCACCAGGGCGCGGGCGUCAUGAUUGGGGCGUGGAAGGGGCUGGGGAAGAUACUUGGACAGGGAAUUCAGGAUUUGUUUGGGCAAGAAGCUGAGGUUAUCGCGCGGGCCGCGGUGCACGCAGCGAAGAUUGCUGAGGAGGGGAAGGCGCCGUCCAAGCAUUGGGUGCUGGAGCAGAGCGAUAUUGUAAGGCUUGGGCGGACGGAGUGGAAGAGCUAAUCGUGUUUGAACGGGCAGGAUGGUGGGACGGGCAGGCACUUGUAAGACGGACUCGGAGCUGGAUUGAUGAGGGCUCUUGGAAGUCAAUGCUGUGUGACUGACAGACUGGUCUCGAGGAUACGAAACCUGGAAUAUCUGUAUGUUAUAAAGACGAUGUGCUGCGUGCAGUUGCACCGAGUCAGUAUUACCUAGUUAAAAUUAGUUGUACGUGUAAUACCGGACAUUUCGACCUGCCGGGCUAUUCCGAAGGCCGAGUCCAUCCUUCACAGAUAAUAUAAAUGAGGCUCAGUUU
This is a messenger RNA of Parathielavia appendiculata, 1325 nucleotides long. Its product is annotated as protein FMP52, mitochondrial. Gene Ontology annotation, biological process: import into nucleus. The coding region runs from base 332 to 1033 and encodes 233 amino acids. Gene Ontology annotation, cellular component: cytoplasm. The transcript has a single exon. Lineage: Eukaryota; Fungi; Ascomycota; Sordariomycetes; Sordariales; Chaetomiaceae. The record is from RefSeq and is a predicted model, not a curated record.